AUGAAGUUCAUGCCCAUUCCUCCAAUACUAGUUGUGAUUCUGAUUGCCGUUGUGGGUCUUCAGGCUGAGGAGUUAAAACAUGAAGCAACACCGGCACAGGACAUCCGGCUACUGCUGGAAGAAGUGAAAUCUCAUUUGAAUCGGUUCAAUUCACAUUACCUCAUCAAUCUGGAGCAGCGAAUCGUAUCGGUGCUUACCACGAUGACAAGCUUAGAUUCAAAUGUGAAAACGCUGCAGGAGAAAUCGCAAAUUUGGGACGUUUUCCAGCAUCAUAUUGGGGCAUGGAGUGAACAUAUCAAAUCGGUUGAUAACAAGCUUGAUAUCUUGAAGAAAACCCACGAAACCCCUUCCGCAGCGCUAGAGACGAGACUUUCAAAUCUCGACUUUAAGGUUCAGCACAUUUUUGAGAAGGUCGAUACGAUUAACGAAAAAUUACACGACAUCACUAAAACGGUGUACGCUCUGUCCAGCAGCAGCAGCAGCGCAGUACACAGGGGGCGUCGAAACGAGCGCAUGGACGCGACCGAGCAGGCUACGAUUCUUACAAAAAUUGGCAAUCUUCAAAAGCAAAUCAAUCGUAUCGAAAGCAACGGAAACAAUAACAACUGCCCAAACAAAAGCAACGGCCAAGGAAGCGGAAAUCGUGGUACCAGUAGUUCAAAAAUUCGGAAAGAUGUUUCCGACUCUGACGAAGAAAUAGAUGACUUUCUAGAUAAGCUCACAGCAAAGAAACUUCGUGAGCUGGUUGCAAACCGAAAAAACUGUCGAUCGAUGGAAAUGCUGACCGGCAUGAUGCGAUCGGUGGAAGAUCGUACCGUGCGCAUUUAUGAUCUUGAAGCUUUGCAGUUUGAGCAAAUUCUUUCCUGUUGUCAGCGUACGAACAAUGAAGUUACGACAUUUACGAACAGUGCAGACAUUCUACUGAAGCGUAUCGAGCAUUUAGUGCUAGAUGUUGAUCGUAAGAUUGAAAAACGUAACAAUCAGCAGUGCAGCAAGGACCCAUCACCGACAUUACCCGACCAUCAGUCGAAGGUGAAAUUCAACAAUACUCUGGAAGAAUCGCUGGAUAUUUCAACCCAGGUAGAUCUGGGAAGUGGAAGUGAUGAAUCAACCGGCGACGAUAAUGUUAUAACAAGUGCAUCCAUCGAUCAACACGAGGAAAUUGAUUUCCAUCAUCCGGAUAAAGAUGGAUGCCAUCAGCUUUUGAAACGAGUCGAUGGCGUGUACACCUUCGCUGUUGUGGAACUUAAUGAAGCUAGACGCGACUUUAACAGAAGAUUCUGCCAGUUUGCAACGGAAGGAUCGGCCUGGACAGUUGUUCAAUGCCGUAAUUGGUACGAUUUGCAGGAGAACUUUAAUCGCUCGUGGAAUGAAUAUAAACACGGCUUUGGUGAUUUGGGUUAUGAAUUUUGGUUCGGUAAUGAUUUUAUUCAUAGAUUGAGCUAUGAUGAUAAUGUUGAACUAAGGAUUGAAUUGGAGGAUUUUGAUGGGCACAGAGCGUAUGCCCAGUAUGGGACAUUUAGGAUGGAGUCGGAAAAAUUCAACUACAACUUGAUGGUGUCCGACUAUCGUGGGAAUGCUUCUGAUGCCCUUUCGUACCACAACGAUCAAGAUUUCAGCACAUAUGACCGGCCGAAUGAUAAAUCUGAUACCUUUCCCUGCGCUCUCACGUUUGGCAGCGGUUGGUGGUUUAACAGUUGUGCCGAGUCUAAUCUAAAUGGUAAAUAUUACCUCGAAAACCCUCGUGCCCAUAAGUCUACCGGCAUUUUGUGGGAAACCUGGCUCGGAGACUAUUCGCUGAAAUCGGUCAAAAUGAUGAUACGCCCCAAAGAUGUAUGGAAUAAGGACGAUGAGGUAUCAUCAGAUGCCGAAACCCCGCAGGAUCCAUAG
Anopheles coustani is the source of this 1890-nucleotide messenger RNA. Its product is annotated as angiopoietin-2-like. The record is from RefSeq and is a predicted model, not a curated record. The transcript is spliced from 5 exons. NCBI's taxonomy places the organism in Eukaryota, Metazoa, Arthropoda, Insecta, Diptera, Culicidae. The coding region runs from base 1 to 1890 and encodes 629 amino acids.